CUCUCUUUACAAUGGGUGGCAAUGGUGACGGGCAGCCCUGCAAAUUUCCCUUCAAAUUCCAAGGCCAAUCCUAUGACCAGUGCACAACAGAAGGCAGGACAGAUGGAUACCGAUGGUGUGGAACCACCGAAGACUACGACAGAGACAAGAAAUACGGAUUCUGUCCAGAGACAGCCAUGUCAACAGUUGGUGGAAAUUCAGAGGGAGCUCCUUGUGUAUUCCCCUUCAUCUUCCUUGGGAAUAAAUAUGACUCCUGUACGAGUUCUGGGCGCAAUGAUGGGAAGCUGUGGUGUGCUUCCACCAGCAGCUACGACGACGACCGCAAGUGGGGCUUUUGCCCAGAUCAAGGUAACACAGUUUGUCAGAGAG
Messenger RNA from Acanthisitta chloris (rifleman), 369 nucleotides. RefSeq names its product 72 kDa type IV collagenase-like. The annotation marks the transcript as partial. Gene Ontology annotation, molecular function: heparin binding. The transcript is spliced from 2 exons. NCBI's taxonomy places the organism in Eukaryota, Metazoa, Chordata, Aves, Passeriformes, Acanthisittidae. Gene Ontology annotation, cellular component: cell surface. The record is from RefSeq and is a predicted model, not a curated record.